Messenger RNA from Lepisosteus oculatus (spotted gar), 3594 nucleotides. RefSeq names its product ATPase family AAA domain containing 1b (gene atad1b). Gene Ontology annotation, cellular component: mitochondrial outer membrane. NCBI's taxonomy places the organism in Eukaryota, Metazoa, Chordata, Actinopteri, Semionotiformes, Lepisosteidae. Gene Ontology annotation, molecular function: ATP hydrolysis activity; ATP binding. Gene Ontology annotation, biological process: extraction of mislocalized protein from mitochondrial outer membrane. The record is from RefSeq and is a predicted model, not a curated record.
GAGUCUUCGGUUUGAACUCUCGUCCCAUCACAGGGUUGAAAGAACCGCAGCUGUACUUCUACAUCACCGCGUGAUUGUUUAAACUAUAAGACGAAAAUGACAGAUCCAAGAUCCAAGAUUCAGCCAAAGAUGUGAGAUGUUUAAGUUAACUCGUGCCUGAAAUCGACUAACAGCGUAAGGUACUGAUACAUAGAGGAACGUUUUAAAACAGCUCAUAGGUUCCGUCAGAGCAGUAACUGCUGUGACACCAUUCUCAUGGAGUGUGUCUUUUAUUUUCACUUCCUGGAUCUGGAAGAGUGGAUGAGGUGAUAUAGAGUAACGUGGAGCAGGUCUGCAGAAGACAAUGGUGUUGAAAGAGAUUCCAGCUGAGAAUUUAACCCGGCCUCUGGGCCGCAAUGAAGUAAUCGGCUUGCUUUUCCGCCUGACAAUAUUUGGUACGGUGACCUACUUUACCAUCAAAUGGAUGGUAGAUGCAAUUGAUCCUACAAGGAAGCAGAAAGUUGAAGCACAGAAGCAGGCAGAAAAGCUCAUGAAACAGAUUGGUGUGAAGAAUGUGAAACUUUCAGAAUACGAAAUGAGCAUUGCUGCUCAUUUGGUUGACCCAUUGAGUAUGCAGAUCACUUGGAAUGACAUAGCUGGCUUGGAUGAUGUCAUCACUGAACUGAAAGAUACAGUUAUACUUCCCAUCCAGAAGAGGCACUUAUUUGAGGGAUCAAGGUUACUACAGCCCCCAAAAGGUGUGCUGCUGUAUGGCCCUCCAGGCUGUGGCAAGACACUGAUUGCUAAAGCCACAGCCAAGGAGGCAGGCUUUCGCUUCAUAAAUCUGCAGCCCUCCACUCUCACUGACAAGUGGUAUGGAGAGUCCCAGAAACUUGCCGCUGCUGUUUUCUCCCUGGCAGUGAAGCUCCAGCCUUCCAUCAUCUUUAUUGAUGAGAUUGAUUCCUUCCUGAGGAGCCGUUCCAGUUCGGAUCAUGAGGCCACAGCCAUGAUGAAAGCGCAGUUCAUGAGUCUCUGGGAUGGGCUAGACACAGAUUUCCACUGCCAGGUCAUGGUAAUGGGAGCCACCAAUCGGCCUCAGGAUCUGGAUUCUGCUAUACUGAGGAGGAUGCCCACAAGAUUUCACAUCAAUCAGCCAAACUUCCGACAAAGGGAGGAAAUCCUGAAACUCAUUUUGGAAAAUGAAAACGUGGAUGCUGUUGUUGACCUGCGGGAAGUUGCGAAGGACACUGAUGGGUUCUCGGGAAGUGACCUUCGAGAGAUGUGCAGGGAUGCGGCCCUGUUGUGUGUGAGAGACUUUGUUCACAGCAGCACUGUUAAUGACAGUCAAGAAGAGGAGUUUAUCCGACCUAUCCACCAGCAAGACCUCCAAAAGGCAAUAGAAAAGAUGAAGAAGUCCAAAAGUGCGGGAGUACAGAGCGUUCUGAUGCAUGCUGCCUUAGACUGAGGAUCAACAGUGAUGAGACUGGCCUGUGCCUGUGUAGGCACUGUACUCCACAGCAGCACAUCCUGGGAAAGGAGUCCAGUGGGACUGGGUGAGGGAAAGGACUACCAUUGCUCAUUUAUUUUCAGUUUUCUAAAAGAAAAGAACUGGGACAACAUUAUCUGAGUGUGAGCUAAAUUUGCAGUCUGAAGCCAAGGUAAACUAGUUUCUUGUUUCUUUGACAAGUUACAGUCCUCCUGAAAUAUCUUACACCAGCAUACCAUAGAGGCAAUGAACUUUUCCGCAUUCUGUUCAUUAAAAAAGUUAUAUGUAAUGGGAAUCUUUCUUCAGUUCCUUUUAAAAGAUUUUUGUCUAUAGAUAAAUAUGCCAUAUAUAGUACAACACGGUUUAUAGGUAAAGGAUUUGAAAAUUGGAAAUCUGUGUUAUUUGCACGUCUAACAAAAUAAUCAUUGUCUAAAGACCAAAGGAAUAUACCAAGUGUGUUUUCUUCAUGUUUCUUUGUUUUGGACAUGAAGGUAUGGUGGAUGUUUUUAUUUUUUACCAUCUUUCUAGUCGUUUGAAGGAAGCAAAGAAUACAGGAGAAAGUCCAAGAGCCCACUGCUAAACACACUGAAGGUUUUACAUGACUUUCCUGAAUGUUCAAAACAGAUAUUUUAUACUGCUUUGGUACAGGUGGUUUGGUUUCAGGCAGCUGUGGUGACUCAAAGAUGCAAAAUUAAACCGUGUGUAACAGAAAGAGACUUUACGGUGUACAGACAGACAUGAUUCAGAUGCUGCUGAGUUUAUGGCUCAUUAGAGCAUGGCCUUCUGUUCUUUUAUCAAUGCGAAUACAUUCUAUUAUAUGUUUAGUGAAAUGAAAUAUUUUGCAAACUGCACUCUAAUAUAUUUUUAUUUUAAUGAGUAGAAUGUUUUUUUUACAAAACAGGUGAAUUUUAAUUUUAAACAUUGUAAAGUUUUUUUAUUCUAGUAUUAGUGACUAAAUUGUUUUUAGUCUUUAGUUCAUCUGUCGGCGCUUAUUUGGCAACGGCGUGAAGUUAGUUGCAUACAGUUGAGUGCUGCAGUAGGGUUGUUCCCAUGUUUAAAACAUGGUUUCAAUACACUCAUUGCAUUUUAUGUUUGUGUAAGAUUAGCUCUAGUUAACCUGACAAAAACAAAAAGCACUGUUUCUACAUAGAAUGCACUGAAAUUUGUCAGGUCUAAAACUCAGAUUGAAGAGCUGAUGUUGAUAUAAGUAUUCACCAAAAUCUGAUGUUGAUAUAAGUAUUCACCAUUCAAACAGAUGUUGAAGAAUAUGAUUCCAAAUAUUUCAGUGGCCAUUCUUUGGCAAAAUUAAGGUGAAUAUUAUUUAGUCUGUACAGCUUUGUUGCUGAUCUAAUAAAAGUUAAACCGUGCCCUUUCUUUUUGAUCAGAACUAAUAGAGGCAUCAAAGAAAAAAGUUCUCCCAUAGGUGUGUCUAUAUGAAUAAUAUUUUCAGAUGCCAUAUAAGACUGUAUUUCUUAAGUCAUUCUAUAUCCAGGCCAUAUUUUUCCCCAAAAUUAAUCAGGUAAGACCAAAGUAAUUUACCGUACCACAACAGAAUUGAUUCCCUGAUUCUAACAUUCAUUAUGUGUACAGAGCUCUGAUGUAAUAAAAACUAUUUUUCACGAAGAAGAAACAAGAGUGACGCAUCAAAAAAACAAAACAAUGUAUUAGACAGAACCAUCUUACCAGGCUUGCAGAGUAUGUGUUAGUAAAAGGCUGAUAUACCACGGUUGUGCAAGUGUUGUAAGAAUAAUGGUCUAUUACACUCUCUGUGGGUGCUUCUAUUAAUAUGGAUCACCUAGUAUCGCACAGUGUAGAUGGAAGACUGUUGACUUAGACCAGUUUAAAAAUCCUUCUUUGAGAAUCUUGAUAUCUUUGUGGAAGUUACGUCACAGAUCCUCUUUUAUAGCCAUCCAGUAGCACAGACCAUAGCCCCUGAAAAAGUUGCAAAGACCUGGCAAAGUCCUUUCCAUUUCCUGCACUGUCCCUAAACAUGAUCAUGAACAUGAUUGAGAAAUCUCUGGAAUCUUGCUUGCGUACAUCAACCAGAGGGUUGUGCCCCAGUCUUAUGCGUACUUAUAUUUUGCCUGUACUGUUUGUGCUUCUACAAUAAACAAGAUUUUAUAUUCAGA